AUGGCGGCGCGCGCGGCGGACGCGCGCGCGGCGGGCGAACGCGCGGCGAGAGGCGCGGCGGGCGGCGGGCGCGCGCGCGACCGCGACGGGCGGCGGCGGCGACGAGGCGCGCCGUCCCGCGCGACGAGGGGCGACGGCGCGGUGCGACGCGCGCGACCGGCGAUCGCGCUGGACGGCGCGAACAUCGCGUGGUGCUACAGCGCGGCGCUGCACGCGGCGUUCGGGUCGAGGAAUAAGCAGCCGCUGUCGCGAGGCGUCGUCGCGGCGCUCGAGCACGAGGCGUGGGCGAGGAUCGACGCCGACGUCGUGGCGUUCGUGCCGUCGACGUACGUCGAGGGACCGCUGCACGGUCUGGCGGACGGUGGGAGCUUAGGGGUGGUCGUGCCGAGACACGUGCGAUAUCUGGGGCGCGGGACGUGGCGAAACGAGAGGUUGUUCGCCGAGGUGCGGCGCGGACGGGUGCGGUUGGUGGAGCGAGCGGGCGAGCGGAGCGCGGAUGACUUGACCAUCAUAGAUUACGGUCGCGCGCGCGAGGCUCGAAUCGUGUCCAACGAUCGAUACGGCGAUCACAAGAUGGGUCACGGAGAGCUUAAAAAGUAUUUGAAGAAUCAUUUGUUUGACUAUGAAUUCGUCUUCGGCACGGACGCGAAGCGCAUUCGCGAAGAGGUCGGAGACGUCGCGAGCGUCGAGGUCGGGAGCGCGUUUUUACCGCCACCACCCGUGGAUGAGGGUAGCGAGACGUGGGAUCAGUCCGUGCACGCUGAGGGGUCGUCCCGGCCGUGGGCGAGAUACGCGAAGGACGCGUUGUGGGGCAAGCAGGCGCGCGUGAAGAAACGGCGAUCGAUGGGCAAGGUGGUGCGCGUUCAGCACGCGAGCUCGGAUGAUUUAGGGUUUCCGUUCUGGGCCGUCGAUGACGCGCACAUUCCCGUCGAAUUUAAUCCUAGCUGUAAAUUUUAG
Ostreococcus lucimarinus CCE9901 is the source of this 957-nucleotide messenger RNA. RefSeq lists its product with no specific name. NCBI's taxonomy places the organism in Eukaryota, Viridiplantae, Chlorophyta, Mamiellophyceae, Mamiellales, Bathycoccaceae. The transcript has a single exon. The coding region runs from base 1 to 957 and encodes 318 amino acids. The record is from RefSeq and is a predicted model, not a curated record.